UUCCAAGUUUUAGCGAAGUAGGUCACCUCACCAGACCAAACGAUACUUCAGAUCCGAAUGCGUCGGUUCGUGUGUAUCCACCCGGAUAAUAAUAUUUUCUAAUUAAAUUUUUUGUGAAGUAAAAAAUAAAUUUCUUAAAUUCUUGAACAAGAAAUUUUAUUAAUAAACAAAAGAGAUCUCCUGAUCGCACUCGGUUCCCAACCAAAUCAAAUCGCACCCGUAUAUACAAAUUCUCACACUCACUUUUCAAUUUUUAUUCGAUUCGAGUCUCCGUCGUCUUCCCGGGAAAGAGGAUUAUCAGGGGGCGCACAUGAGGCCACAGAAGAGAUCGAUCCACGCCGUAUCGACAUGGGUGAGGAAGCAGCCGCCGAAAGUGAAGGCGUUUUUAGCGGUGGUGGCCGGGAUGGCGGCGCUCGUGCUGCUUCGAUUCAUCGUACACGAUCACGACAAUCUCUUUGUUGCUGCUGAGGCUGUUCACUCGAUUGGAAUUUCCGUGCUAAUUUACAAACUCAUGAAGGAGAAGACUUGCGCUGGACUAUCACUCAAAUCCCAGGAACUAACAGCUAUGUUUCUAGCUGUUAGGCUGUACUGCAGCUUUGUUAUGGAAUAUGAUAUACACACUGUUCUUGACCUGGCUACUUUGGCUACAACUUUAUGGGUUAUUUAUAUGAUCCGUUUCAAGUUGAGGUCUAGUUACAUGGAAGAUAAAGACAAUUUUGCUAUUUAUUAUGUGGUCAUACCAUGUGCUGUAUUAGCUUUAUUUAUUCAUCCAUCAACAUCGCAUCAUUUAUUAAACAGGAUUUUCUGGGCAUUCUGCGUAUAUUUGGAAGCUGUUUCAGUUCUACCUCAGUUGCGGGUCAUGCAGAACACAAAGAUUGUUGAACCAUUCACAGCUCAUUAUGUAUUUGCACUAGGAGUUGAGUUCCUAAGCUGUGCCCACUGGGUCCUACAGGUUCUAGAUACUCGUGGGCACUUGCUCGUUGCACUAGGUUAUGGAUUAUGGCCUUCUAUGGUCCUUAUUUCAGAAAUCGUCCAAACUUUCAUCUUAGCAGAUUUCUGUUACUACUACGUCAAAAGUGUUUUUGGAGGACAGCUAGUACUUCGUCUUCCAUCUGGAGUGGUCUAAUUGAACAAUCUCUUGGGCUGUGUUUGAUGUAGCCUCAAAGCAAUCAAAAUUAACUUAUUUGAAGAUGUGGCUGGUUGCCCCUUAAAGCUCCCUUUUUUGCAUUCCACGCCAUUCUGGUUGUCUGUAAAUUGGGGAUUCAUAGAACUUUAGGUGGGAUAUAUAUGAUUUUCAUAGCUGGGAUAAACUUUUUAGCAUCAUUGGUAAUCUUUUGCUAUCUUACCUAAAUUAUGUAGACUUACAAUGUGCUCUGCAAGUAAAUUAGAGAUCACGAAUGGUUAACGAUGCUUAAAUCA
Messenger RNA from Carica papaya (papaya), 1419 nucleotides. RefSeq lists its product as uncharacterized. The record is from RefSeq and is a predicted model, not a curated record. Lineage: Eukaryota; Viridiplantae; Streptophyta; Magnoliopsida; Brassicales; Caricaceae. Gene Ontology annotation, cellular component: membrane. Gene Ontology annotation, molecular function: ER lumen protein retrieval receptor activity. Gene Ontology annotation, biological process: protein retention in ER lumen.